AUGGAUUUUUCCUUGGAGGCCCCCGAGUGUGGAGAACCUGAAACGCGACCCGCCAUCCUCUACAAGGUCAACUUCACAUAUUUCGGCGUCAUCUCCUUUACUGUAACUAGUAUCAGCAUCCUCGUUAUCAGUUUCUUCACGAUGCCAAGCGAUAAGAUUAGUGGCUUAACAUGGUGGACUAGAAAUGAUGUUCAGCACCACGAGGAACAUACACCUUCACCAACUAAAGGUAUCCAGAAUAGCUUGUGUCGUAAGCACAGGGGCACGGUCCGAAGCUACUUCUUGGCUGGAAGGUCUAUGUCAUGGAUUCCAGUUGGGGCCUCGUUGUUUUCGAGUAAUAUAGGCAGCGAACACUUCAUAGGACUGGCGGGUACAGGGGCGGCCAGCGGACUAGCCAUUGUGAUGUACGAAUGGCUGGCAAUGCCGCUGUUGAUCGUCCUCGGAUGGAUAUUUGUACCAGUAUACGUCGCCGCAGGGGUGUACACAAUGCCAGAGUAUAUGACCAAGAGGUUCGGAGGCCAGAGGAUACGUCUAUACCUCAGCAUACUUGCCAUGGUGCUGUACAUUGUCACCAAACUUGCGGUUAGUAUAUUCGCCGGAGCCCUGUUUAUUCAGCUGUCCAUGGGCUGGAACAUGUACUUGUCAAUAGCCGUUCUGCUUGUCGUUACAGGAUUAUUUACCAUUCUAGGUGGUUUGGCUGCAGUCAUCUACACAGACACCUUUCAAACAGCCGUUAUGCUCAUUGGUGCUUUAAUUAUGACAGUGAUGGGUUUCAACAAAAUUGGAGGCUACUCAAAUCUUCAACCACUGUACAUGAACGCCACAGCGUCAUUGCGGAACGCCAACAACACGUGCGGUAUGCCGCGCGACGACGCUUUUCACGUGCUACGGGACGCUGUGACAUCAGAUACCCCGUGGUUGGGCACCAUACCGCACAUAUUGUUUGGAUGCAUGUGGUACUUCUGUUGUGAUCAGGUCAUAGUCCAACGGUCCUUGGCGGCUCGUUCGCUACCCCACGCUAAGGCCGGUUCAUUGGUGUCCGGCUAUCUGAAGAUACUGCCCAUGUUCAUCAUGAUCAUGCCCGGUAUGAUAUCUCGAAUCCUGUACCCAGACGAAAUCGGAUGUGUUCUGCCUGAGGAGUGCGAGCGCCACUGUGGUAACCCUGUCGGUUGCUCGAAUAUUGCUUACCCAAAACUUGUACUAGAACUUUUGCCAGCCGGACUCCGUGGGCUGCUAGUGGCGGUGAUGCUGUCAGCUAUCAUGUCCUCAAUGACAUCAAUCUUUAACUCCGCAUCCACAUUAUUCGCCAUGGAUCUUUGGCCACGCAUCCGACAUGGAGCUUCACAGAGGGAACUGCUCAUCGUCGGCAGAGUCUUUAUCCUUGUCCUCUGCGUCUUGAGCAUACUGUGGAUUCCACUGGUGAAAUCUUCAAAAAGUGGUCAACUGUUCAUGUAUAUACAGGCAGUCCAGGGCUACCUUGGAACACCACUAGGACCGAUUUUCAUAUUCGCCAUUUUCUGGCAUAAAAUGUCUGAAAAGGCAGCGUUUUGGUCGCUAGUGAUUGGUCACGUGUGCGGAGUGACCCGGAUGGUAAUGGACUUCUCCAUGGAGGCCCCCGGGUGUGGAGAACCUGAAACGCGGCCCGCCAUCCUCUACAAGGUCCACUUUACCUAUUUCGGCGUCAUCUCCUUCACAAUCACUAGUAUCUGCAUCGUCGUCAUCAGUUUCUUCACGGAACCGAGCGAUAAGAUUAAUGGAUUGACGUGGUGGACCAGAAAUUAUAUUCAGCACGAGGAAGAACAUAAGCCUUCACUUAGUAAAGAAAACGACGAAGAUGUAACGCAAUCGGAUCAAGGCUUUGAAAAUGACGUCACUAGAAAGAGUAGCUCCGAAAAUGACGUCACAAGAAACCAUGUUGUCGUCAUGAUGUACAAACUGUGUGGAAUUCCUCUUAAGGCGUCAGCGACUUUGGACGAUUCCAAAGAAUUUCUAUAUAAGGAGACGUUUAUGAAAGAAGACCCUUUAUGGAAAAAUAUUUUAAAUAUUAACGCAGUGAUAGGAUGCCUGGUGGUUGUGUUUCUUAUGGGAUAUUUUCACUGA
Molecule: messenger RNA, 2100 nt
Organism: Mya arenaria
Lineage: Eukaryota; Metazoa; Mollusca; Bivalvia; Myida; Myidae
Product: sodium/glucose cotransporter 4-like
Exons: 16
Coding region: 1-2100 (699 amino acids)
Biological process (GO): transmembrane transport
Cellular component (GO): plasma membrane
Molecular function (GO): D-glucose:sodium symporter activity
Source: RefSeq, a predicted model, not a curated record